AUGAAGAUAAAGCUACUAUUUUUAAAUUUUAUUAUUUCGUUUGCAGAAAAUCUCGUUCCAGCGGAGGAUUCGAUAUCCAAACUGACUUUGAACGCCUCGGAUCGGGAAUUCGCGGACACGGUCCCAGUCAUUCGUGUCGCUUUGCAAGGUGCACGUUGUGAAACUCAACCGGUGAUCUCCGUCCAAUCUGUGGUCUCACGUUUGAACGGCUACCAUCCUCCGAAUUCCCGAGUAAAAGUGGAACCCAACGAGGCUGCUUUCCGGCCUCACAAUCCAGCCACGUCCCAUUCGCAUUUGGGUUCUGUGAUAAUCAGUACUCAAUCACCCCGCGGUACUGUGGGCGGCGCAGCUGAAACAGUGUGUUCAUCUUCCUCGUCGUCGUCCUCCUCUUCCUCCUCAUCUGUACUACCUGGACGAUCCACCUUGGUCAAUUCGAAUGCAGUCACAAUCCCCGCGAAUUCAACGGCCAACAAUAUACUGAAGCAGUCCUGUUUAGAUGAUCCGCUAACAGACGGCAUGUCUAACUCUCCGAAUUCGGUCUGCGUGCCAACUGGCAGUGUUGCACAUCGACUGGAAAGGCGGAGCCUCAAACGUCCAGCACCGUCCGACUCACCAUGCUCGUUUCCAUCUUCUCCAGUUCGGGUAUCCCAUGCCCCACAUCAUCAUCAUCACCAUCACCACCCUCAUGUACAACAUCAACCGGUCCCCUCCUCUUCAAGUCCACCUCUACUCAUCUCAGACAUGAAUACGUCUGUGCCCGUAAUCCCACAUCAACGACACCCAUCCAUACAUCAUCGUUUGUCCGAUUCCACACUCCAAGCCCCGGUGCUUUUGCCAAAUUCUACCGUGCUUCCUUGUCUAACUCAGACCACUGAACCGGUCCCCAUGACCAUGUGCAAUCCCCUGGUCGGUCCAACCGGACACCUGACAGUCAUGGAUUCCGAUGUCCCGUUCACACUUACGCAUAGUUCCGAAGCUACUCAUCUAGAAAACAAAACAUUCCAGUCCGCCAAUCUCUCCACCAAUUCUCCUGGAUCAAACACAAUGCUCUUGUUGCACCAACCCUUGGCCUUACCUGUACACCAUCCCUCACAUCAAUCUCUAUCAAAUGGUCCGUCGGGUUUUGGGACCAGCGGUAUGUUUGGCAAUGGUACAGCUCUUGGCGGCACGAGUGGAGGAGGAGGAGGUUCUAGUAACAGUGGAAAGACUACUCCAAGACAACCGGCCAAAAAGCGAUUGGAAGCCCGAACUCCGACCAUUGAUGGCAGCAUGACCGACGACGGGAGCAACGGUGGUGGACCACACGGAACACCUAUUCUUAUUACUGGAUCGGAUGAUGCUAAUUCGGCGUUGUUGAACACAGCCAGUGGAACUGGGGGACCGACAACGUUUCGAGUGCAUCAAAAUACGCCUUUCGUUCCGGUACAAAGUCGUUCUGGUCGACCAAGUUCCAGUGGUUCCGCCUCGAGUGGAAGUUUAGCGCCGAACAUAAACGCAACCAACACGAAUGACUCUAUCGGUGGGAAUACCGUGAGUGUUGGUCCCGGCGGUCCACUGCUUUCAAAAGCCGGUCGCUGUCUACCGGAGACAGAGGAAGGUGAAAUGGAUCAAGAAUUGGUUGACAUCAUGGUUCGACGUUCCGGAUCCACUGGCAAAGUUAAUUGCUGUUCGGACGAAGGUCCUGGCAACCGUUCCUCAUGCAAUUUAAUCACCGAGGGAAAUAGUCAUCGAUCAGCUGUUUGCCCCCUCGGACUAUCUUCAAAUACCCACGUCACAGAGCUAGGCACCAGUCCUACUGGUCGUCACAUUAUCGAGGCCAUUGUGGCCUCUUUGACCAGUUCACAUGGUUCACCGUUGCACGGCAAUUCCACACCGAUCAACCCGCGUCGCAGUGCUUCCGCAUGCAGUCUUCCUCGAUUGGGUUCCAGUCCGAAUGAUGAUCUGACAGAAUUUCUGCUCCAUUCAAACAGUAACGGUACUGCUCGGCUGUUCUCCUCGCCCAGCGGUCCCGGACCCUGGCAAUCCAGUCGGGACGCUUUGGUCAUUUUACAACAACAGCAGCAGCAACAGAACAACAACAACAACAAAUCGCACUGGUUGAGUGAUUACGUUGCAAUGACUGGUCGUCGGUCUGUUGGACAUUCACAGCAUGACGGGAGCAGUACCACCACCCCUCCGCCGUCCGUGUCUGUUUCAACAAACUCAUCCGCGUCCGGUGAGUUACGCCUAGUCAGUGGGACUCGGGUAUUAGGCCAGUCCAUGUUGCAAACACCUACUCUAAACGGGGACGGAACGACUGUACAAGAUUCCUCAAUGCAAGAACUUACCAGUGUCAUCCGAAAUUCGCCAACCUGCGGAGAGCAGUGUUCAGUACAGUACAGCAUUUUCGGAGAGGGUAAACCUCGUUAUGAUAACAAAGAUGGUCGUACCACGGAUAUGAACAAUUUCCAUUUGAAACACCACUUAUUGAUUCUUCAUCUGCGGAUGGAAAUGUUAUAA
Echinostoma caproni is the source of this 2499-nucleotide messenger RNA. The record is from the annotation of a GenBank genome assembly. Lineage: Eukaryota; Metazoa; Platyhelminthes; Trematoda; Plagiorchiida; Echinostomatidae.